This is a messenger RNA of Oncorhynchus kisutch (coho salmon), 4539 nucleotides long. Its product is annotated as actin-binding LIM protein 3-like. The transcript has 20 exons. The record is from RefSeq and is a predicted model, not a curated record. Gene Ontology annotation, cellular component: stress fiber; actin cytoskeleton. Gene Ontology annotation, biological process: cilium assembly; cytoskeleton organization; lamellipodium assembly. The coding region runs from base 466 to 2400 and encodes 644 amino acids. Lineage: Eukaryota; Metazoa; Chordata; Actinopteri; Salmoniformes; Salmonidae. Gene Ontology annotation, molecular function: actin filament binding.
CCUACUACCAUCGAAAGCGCCGCCUCGUUACUGUAUUCCUCAGAAGAAAGGAUGCGGUGACGCUGGAACAAGACAGAGCAGCUCUGUAGUAGCCUACUGUACAACAAUUCCAAUCCGGAUUUACAUGAAAUCCCCAACUGUCUCUACCAGAGCAUUGUUGUAAUCCGCUUCUGAACAGAGGGAACACCCCGUCUUUUCCAAUCAGGUUUCAGAUUGAUUCUUCACCUUGCUUAGAGAGGAUAGGCACCCUGGACUGUAUUCGGAGCUGAGAGAAGGCUGAGGAGUUUGGAGCUGCUCUUGAGCUGAAAGCCUAAAAAUUAAAUAUGCCAGCCUUGCUCUAGUAUUUUUCAUUAUUUUUGUUUUAUUUUCUACCUAUUACACAGCAGGACAUGGUGCAUAUGACAACUGUAUUUAUCCAGUAACCAAAUAGUUUGAAGGUAUCCCUUUUCGAAUGCCAACUCAACAAUGAACUCUAAUGCAGGGCCUUACCGGCACAGCGCCUACGGAGGUAGCCCGAGCGGCAACAGCGGGCGUGGCGCCGUGACCAUCCACUGUCUCCGCUGCCGGGAGGUCUGUAAGGGAGAGGUGGUUCGUGUGCAGAAUGUCCACUUCCAUGUCAAGUGCUUCACCUGCCAAGUGUGUGGCUGUGACCUGGCCCGUUCAGGCUUCUUCCAGAAGGGAAGAGAGUACAUCUGUACAGAGGACUACCAGCGCCUCUAUGGCACCAAGUGUGACAGCUGUGGAGACUUCAUCACAGGGGAGGUGGUCUCUGCGCUGGGGCGUACCUACCACCCCAAGUGUUUUGUCUGCAGCAUGUGCAGAAAGCCUUUCCCUAUCGGAGACAGGGUGACCUUCUGUGGGAAGAAGUGUGUCUGUCAGCAGUGCUCCCAUUCGCUAGUCAGCAACGCGCCGGUCAAGAUCCACGGACCCAGCCACUGUGCAGGCUGUAAGGAGGAGAUCAAACAUGGCCAGUCUCUCCUGGCCCUGGAGAAGCAGUGGCAUGUCAGCUGCUUCAAGUGUCAGACCUGUGGCACUGUGCUGACCGGGGAGUACAUCAGCAAGGAUGGUAUUCCAUACUGUGAGACUGACUACCACACCCAGUUUGGCAUCCAGUGUGUGACGUGUAACAGAUACAUCAGUGGCAGAGUGCUGGAGGCAGGGGGAAAGCACUACCACCCCACCUGUGCCCGUUGUGCUCGCUGUCUCAUGAUAUUUACAGAAGGAGAGGAGAUGUACCUGACAGGUUGCGAGGUGUGGCAUCCUGUGUGUAAACAAGCAGCUCGAUUGGAGAAGAAACUCAGAUUCAGACGUACCUCGGAGGCCUCCGUAUCUCCCCCUGGGUCCAGCAUCGGCUCCCCGAGCCGCAUCAUCUGUGCCAAAGUGGAAAACGAGGUCCUAAGUUACAAAGAUCUGGCCGCACUGCCUAAGAUUAAAGCUAUUUGUGACGUGCAGCGGCCCGAUCUCAUUCCCUGUGAGUCUUAUCACAGAUACUCCUCUGAUGACAGACUAGAACGCUACAGCUAUGGGGAGGACGUCUAUGACAGGGUAGAGCUGAGACAAAGGCGCUCCUCCAGCCCAGGCUUCAAUGACUCUCCCACCUACAGCCGCCAGGGCAUGUCUCCCACCGUGUCCACCUCCUGCUCCCCACAGCACCGCUUCCGCCCCGAUGUUUCAAACUACUCGGCCACUAAGAGUAAAGCCAGCGACAACAUCCUCCAGACUUCCCAGUUUCCUGACUCGUACUCUCCUGACCACGACCACCAGCAGUCUAACUACUACCCCUACACUCCCUCUCCCAGAGCUACUCGUGACCGGAGGUUUUCCUCAGGUGGAGAGGAGGAUGGGUGGAAUCAAAGUCUUAACAGACUCCAAGGUGGUAUAGGCCGUAUGAUUCUGAAGGAGGAGAUGAAAGCCAGGUCUGGUUCCUAUGACAAUGACCCGUGGAGCAGCGCACGGAACUCCCGCACCAACUCCCGCACCAACUCCCGCAGUGGCAGCAAAGAGGCCCUGCACAAUGUGGGCUACGGCAACACUGUCAACGGAUCUCCCACCAGAUCCCACUACAGUACAGACAGUGACUCCUUCAUCUCCAAGUCAGCCUCGUUGCCAGGCUAUGGCAGGAACGGACUGCACAGGCCCCAGAGUGCAGAUUAUUUCCAGUACGACAGCAGCAGUGCAGUUAACUGGGGAAUCCGAGAAUACAAAAUCUACCCAUAUGAUGUGUUGGUGGUCACCAUAAGGAGGCAGAACCAGCCCCCCAAUGACGUGGACAGAGCCAGGCUAGAGCGCCACCUGUCUCCUGAGGACUUCUACCGGGUGUUUAGGAUGACUAUGCCUGAUUUUGACCGGCUGGCACUGUGGAAGAGAAACGAGCUCAAGAAACAAGUCCGACUGUUCUGAAAGGAUCAGACUGUAGAAGCUCAGUAUAGCAGCCUGCUGGGCUUAACGUUAGAGGGGCCUGAGUCCUCACUGAGAGCCAUAAUAAUCAGUCUGGGUAGUCCUCGAUCCAUCAGGUCAGAGUCACAGCAGAACCAGAUCUAAAACCAGCUUGGGUUCUAGCCAUAGAAAUAGAAUGAGUUGUAAUGAUAAAGUUCUGUUGUUCCAGGACAUCCUCCGGGCCAGAGAAAUAGAAUGAGUUGUAAUGAUAUAGUUCUGUUGUUCCAGGACAUCCUCCGGGCCAGAGAAAUAGAAUGAGUUGUAAUGAUAUAGUUCUGUUGUUCCAGGACAUCCUCCGAGCCAGAGAAAUCCAGCCAGCCUGAGUCUAUACAUCAAUAAUAUAUCUCUGGAGAAAGAGGAGUAACAGGCUCCUCCCCCUGAGCCAUGUCUGUUUGUGGGAGAACUAGACCAGGCUAGUUCUGCCUAUGCUUUCAGUAUUAGGUGUUUGCUUUAUUAGGGGGAGUUUAACUAUAGUUCAUGGCUGUCAUGUCAUGAGGUUAUAGCAGAUUUUAACCCUUUUCAGGUUGCAGGUUUGGAGAGCUCUGAGACAUUAUCUUAUGAUCAAGCAGGAAAGAGAACGAGCAAACUGUCCAAACAGAACAUUCUACCAGAAAAACUCUGUCCUUGCUUUCUUUACUCUAAAUAUAUUGUUUCAUUCAGACUUUUAUUUAUUCAUUUUUUACAUUGAGACUAAAACGUUGUAUUUCUUAAUAGAGCAAGGGUCCCCCACGGAGUGAAAGGCUAGAUCGAUGUAUUGUGGUAGUACAGUUUAAGAAAAUGUGUGGAUCAUUGUGUGUUUACUGAAAAACCAAAGUAAUACAACUAUAUUAAGAACCAAUUAGUUUGUUUUAGAUAGCAACAUGCUUAAAGAACGACUGUCCCUAAAAAGCAACUUCUCUUUUUGAAAACAGCCCAUGUGGCAUCGAUAUCAUUGAUUCAUUGAUUCAAGUGUUAAAAUGGACUACAAAGUGUAAAUAGGAUAGUCCUAACAGAAUGAAGGGUACCCUAACAGUUUUCCUUGACUUGGGUUUAUUUCAAUGUGGUUUGACAUUUGAAAUCCCUAUGGGGCUAGUUAAGGACCAUCAGUAAAUUACACAAUGUAUAUGGAACAAUCAUUUAAAAUAUUAAUAGCUCCAAAUUUUAAAAAAAGAAGAAAAUGUACUACUUUAAAAUGAAGAUAGCAUGGGCAGCGCCUUUUAGGCUGUCACAGACACUAUAAUGGCACAAAUACAAAGAUGAGUCCAUCUAUCACUAUGGCCUCUGGUUCACACACGUAUCUGCCCUCUCAUUGGCUAGAAUGGUUCCACCUGAUCUCGCAUACUCCCACCUGCUUUCUGUCUUUGAGGACAUGUAUUUCCAUUGUUAGAGCGGUCAAUCGACUAUCUUGUCAAUAUAAUAGACAAUCUUUGCUACGUGGGAACACACACACAAAAGACACCCACUUUAACCCCCCCGUUUGGCUUCAGUCAUGGCCUUCUUAAUGACCAAGCCAAAAAAUGAGGCCAAAUCAGGAAGUUCAUCUCCCCUUUAAACAGACUGAAUGCAUGUUUCCAGAGAAUAUAAAACCAGGCUCUUGUCUACAUACUAACAGUUGAUUGUUUUACUAAAUUGACGGGAAGGAUCCAAACAAUGUAAUGUAUGUGUUGGAGUUUUGGAUUAUUUAAUCUUAUAAAUUUCAAUUGAACCAAAGGGUUUCAUUUACAGUAAUGGAAUAUCAUGUUAUGAUUGGAUCUUGAAUUGUAUUCAGAGCUGGGAUUGUAUUUAGGAUAAAAGCUGACGUGAGGGACUCUUCAUGGGGAGACAUGACCUGAUUCUAACUAAACACAUGGAGACAGAGAUAAUGAAUAGAGAUAUACAUUAAUUAGAUGGAAUCUGCCUGUGGAGGAAAGUGGAUUGGAGGGAUUGGAGACCAGAAGUCUGGAUUAGAGAUGAAAUAGAGGAAUGGAUCUGAAUUAGAUUACAACUGAAAGGGAUUGAAUGAACUCUUCCUUGAAAAAUACCAAGGUGAGGAGGGAAUGAAUCGAGGUGAGAAGGGAAGGAAUGGAGGUGAGAAGGGAAGGAAUCGAGGUGAGAAGGGAAGGAAUCGAGGUGAGGAGGGAAGGA